AUGCAUUUUAUUGGGAAUGAAAAAAAUGUGAAUAACACGGGACUAAUAUAUACAACACUUGAAAUAAUAAAGCUUAAUGAUCUUAUAAAAUUUGCAAAAUCAGAAAAGAAAAAUGGAAAUGAUGAAAUUUGUUACUUAAAAUAUUUUAGUAAAAACAAAAAAUUGAAUAACCUCGAAAAAAUUUUAAAUAAUAAUAUAGUUAAUAGUCAAGUUAUUUUAACAAAUUUCACAGAAAAUAAUAAGGACUUUAUAAAUACUGAAUAUAUAUAUGGAAAUGUUGUAAAAAAUAAAACUUCAUAUCUUAUGAGAAAAGUUUAUUUAUCUACUUUUUUUACAAGUGAUUAUAUAAAUAAUAUUUGUAAGGAAUAUAAGCAAGUUCUUAUUAAUUGCGAUUCAAAAUAUCAUAAUAAGAUAUAUAUUGACAACAAUUAUAUAUACUUUUGUAUUAAUGAUUUAACAAAAUUAAGCUUAAUAACACAUACAAAUUUAUAUAAAGAUAAACAUGGACUUUCAAAUGUAAUUAUGAUCGAUUUAAACAAUUCUGUAGAAAUUGAUGAGAAAAAUAAAUGGACAUAUAAUCAAGAUGAUGGAAAUGUUAAAGAUUCUGAAAAAAAAAAAAAAAAAAAAAAAAAAAUUAAUCAUAUCUAUGAAAAGGUGAGUAAGACAAAUGAAAACAACAACAAAGAUUCAGAAAAUUACAAAAUAUAUAAUCUAAAAUAUAAAAUGAGAGAAAUAUAUAAAACUUUUUUUUCUGAAUUUAACACAUAUCCAGUAAAUUUAAUAGGUACAUAUGAUAAUAAUAAUAAUAAUAAUAAUAAUGGUUUUGUAAAUAAAUUAAAUAAUAUUUUUUUAAAAAAUAAAAAUAAAGAUGCAAAAAUUUAUCCAAUACAUCUUGAAUAUCAUGAAACAACAUAUAAAGGAAAUAGUGAUGACAUAUCAUUAAAUAAUAGUAUUUAUCAGGGAAAUUAUUUGAGUAAUUCAUCUAUUAAUAAUAAUACAAAUAUAAAUAUAUUAAAUCAGUUAAAUACAGUUACAGAUAUAUAUAAAGAUAUUUUUAGCACAUGUAAUUUAUCCAAUAGUUUAACAACAUCUUUUGAGUAUAAUAUGGAAAAUGAAAUUGAUAAAAGUACAAAUUUAUCUUUUUCAAAAAAUCAAAAAUCAAAUAAUUUUUAUUACGAACUAGAUAUAGAUUUCAUACAUAAUAAUUUAUUUUCUUUGUGGGAAAAAAACAAAAUCACAAAUAACAAAUUCAAUGAAUCAUUCAACUACCCAAUUAUCAGAGAUGAUAUAUAUUAUCCACAAAACCAAUCAAAUCAUAACACACAAAAAAAUACUAAUAUAAAUAAUCAUAAUAAUAUAAAUGAUGGAAAAACACAAAAUAGUAUAGGAAAAAAAGGAAAUAUGCAUUAUAUAAAUAAUAAAACGUUUUAUAUAAAUACAAAUUUCUCUGAUAGCAGUGAUGAUAGUUUAUUGGAAUUUUCCAAAAUUAAAAGAGAGGAAAGGAAUAAUAACAAACAAAUUAAAAAUCAUAAACAAGUAUAUUCAAACGGACUAAUAAAUAACCAAAGAAAUACAUAUAAUAAUGAUAAUAUAUUAAAUGACAAAAAUGAUCAAAACUUUGAAAAUGCAAAAUACUCAAACAAUCGAAAGCAUUCAAUUGAUUUGGGGAAAAAACAAUAUUCUGAAUUGAUUCAAGAAUAUAAAAAUAGAAAAGUUCAAAAAAUUUUGGAUUUUUUGCGAACAUAUCGAGAUCAGUAUUUUAUAAAUGAUGAAAUAUUUUUAGAAAAAGAAUCUUUAUUAAAAAUCAUGGAUUAUAAUACAAACAAAACUGACCUAAGCAAUAUAAUCAAUUCAAAAAUGGACGAAAAAAAGGAAGAAUUUUUUUUUGAUGAAUUUAUUAAUUAUUUAGUUGAAUAUAUAGGGAAAAUCCACUUUGAUAUAAAAAUAAAAUUUAAGGAUAAAUCUAAAAUUUUUCUUAAAGAAAAACAAAAUAAAAAUCCAAUACAAAAAAUUAUUUUAAAUAAUGGGUUAAUAAAUAGUUCUAACAUAUCCAAUAUUUUUAAUUUCUUAUUAAAUCAACUGUUAAAAAAAGAUAAUAUACAAACCAUCAGCAAACUGCACUAUGCUAUAUCUAUGCAUAGAUACGAAUAUAAUUUUGUUAAUUCUGAUAAAAAUUUUAAAGAAAUGUCUACCCAACCAUCUCUUCAUUUGUUUAUGAUUUCAUCAAAUGGGUUUCUUUAUUUAAUUCUUACGGAUACGCGUAAUCGAAUUAGCUAA
Messenger RNA from Plasmodium berghei ANKA, 2277 nucleotides. RefSeq names its product conserved Plasmodium protein, unknown function. The transcript has a single exon. Bases 1 to 2277 code for a protein of 758 amino acids. The record is from RefSeq and is a predicted model, not a curated record. Lineage: Eukaryota; Apicomplexa; Aconoidasida; Haemosporida; Plasmodiidae.